Folsomia candida is the source of this 792-nucleotide messenger RNA. RefSeq lists its product as uncharacterized. The transcript is spliced from 3 exons. The record is from RefSeq and is a predicted model, not a curated record. NCBI's taxonomy places the organism in Eukaryota, Metazoa, Arthropoda, Collembola, Entomobryomorpha, Isotomidae. Bases 63 to 611 code for a protein of 182 amino acids.
UGCUUUUAAUUUUUGCUGCAACUACGAACUACCUUAUCGAAUUUAAAUCACACUCACCAAAAAUGAGAUGGGAACUCCCUGCCCUUCCAACAUACUUUUCAUUUGAUGAUUUCGACAUUGCUUUUAAUGUCGAAGAGGAAACUGGGAUGAGCAGGGCUCAUCUCACGGAGACUCCGUCUUCCCCCCAGCUCGAAAAUAUUGAUAUCGCCGGAAUUAACAAUGACAACGGGGGUAAUGUUUCUCAAGGGGGAGGGAUAGCUCAACCUCAACCACGUCAACCAGUCCCUGAACCUAUCGCCCCUCGUCGUGGUCGUGGUCGUCUACUACCAAGACAAUCCACAGACCAGCCAAACAAGAAAUUUCAAGAAUACAUGAAAACAUUGAGUGAGCGAAUUGUUAAGGAGCGCCAACAGAAGGAAACCCAGGAACAAAAAGAGCUUUUAAGUCUUUUAGCAGCUGCAAAAGCUCGAUAUUUUAAAUUGAAAAGGGAACAUGAACUACUUGUACAAAAAGCAGAUUCUCUUGGUUUUGGACCUAUUGCUCGACAACUUGGGAUUGACAAAUUAUCAAAAGAAGGGGAACGUGUGCUCCAAGAAUAUAUUAAAAAAUAACUUAUUCUUGGUUUUAUUUUGUGUCAUUUUAUGAAAUGAUUUUUAAAUGUUCUUGUCAUAAUUUGGUGCAAUUGAUGGUAAUGAUUUGAUUAUAAUUUUAUCUUUUUAUCAAAUGCCAUCAUUAAAUGUAUGCAACUUACCCGAAAUAAACUGGGGAUCAUUUCCAGAGCUGGGCAGAAUU